ACGCUUUUCAGCAACUGAGGCCUAUGCUGGCCCUUUCAGCUCUUCAACGCUGAGACCAGGGUUGAGUGUUCCUGGAGGAACGGGGUAUUCUGGAGCGCGUCUGCUGAAGGAGUCACAGGACACUGAGUCUGAUAACAGAGAAACAGCAGCAGUCAGCAAGAAGAAAGAGUGUGAAGGCGGCGAACCACUGCUGGAGGAGUGAAGCAUGACCAAAAGAACAGUGGAUCGGAGGAGAAUCAGAGAGCAGAGGAGCGUGCUUUUGUGUGAAAACGAGAGAAGGAGAAUUGAAGUUGGAUGGUGAUCUUCUCUCCUUGUUGACAGACAAGAUAUCGUAAUCCAUCACGUGCCUGGUGGGUGGAUGAGAUCACCGACCGUGGACGAUCUUCAAUGUUCAAACCUCCUGAGCCCGGCGGGUGGGGAGGGGGGGAAGAUUAGUGGAAAUGGCUUGAUGGCGAUCGCCUCCCGGCAGCGGAUCCACUGAUCAUGCAUAGAUUUCGAGUCCUGCGAGCCGUGAGAAGAACCAGUGCAUCCCGUCUUGCGCAAUGGUCAAUCCCAUGGUUACUCUACCCGGUAAAGAGUGCCGGGUACUCCAUACGCAGUAUAUACAUGCAAAUGGUUGCCUUGUCUUGCAACAUGCCUGGGGAUCCGUCCCAUCUCACCUCCAACCCCCGCGCUGACGCUCAGUUGCUCUCAGCCCUAAAGGCAGCAUUAAAUGCCUCGAAAACCCUCAGUUUGCUGGCCUGGGUACAAGGAGAGGCCAGAACCCCAAUCUGAAGCCCAUGGUUGAUUCUUACAGAGCUGCCACGUCAGGAUGAGUCUGCCACUUGUUUUUUUUUUCACGGCGAAGCAGGGACGAUAAUGGUUGCGCAUUGGUGACCUGCAAGCCGGCCCAUUGUGGCGCGACGGUAUUACUUUUUUUUUCCCUGCACUGUCCUUGAUGAUUGAUCGAUAUCUCGGUGCACUCUGGAAGGGGAUUGGAUAUAAUGCAAACAGACACAUCUGUAUGUAUGCGACUCGCCAUAUGACUACGCUUUGGCCCUACCA
Messenger RNA from Coccidioides immitis RS, 1044 nucleotides. RefSeq lists its product as uncharacterized. Bases 484 to 774 code for a protein of 96 amino acids. The record is from RefSeq and is a predicted model, not a curated record. Lineage: Eukaryota; Fungi; Ascomycota; Eurotiomycetes; Onygenales; Onygenaceae. The transcript is spliced from 2 exons.